AUGAUGCUUGCGCUGAAGGCCGCCUCGAUUUCUACAGUUUGCGAUCUGUUGGGGCUUCCGCCCGAGAUCCUCGUAGAGAUCUUCGGCUAUUUACUUCACACCGACCUAUGCCGCCUGCAGCAGGUGUGCUCGCCGCUGCGAACAGUGGCCACAGACGGCAAGCUGUGGAAGCAGCUGGUGCAGCAGGACUUUGGCCUCAUCACUGCGCAGAACACCGAAGAACCCACCAUCGACAUCUACAAGCGUGUUUACAGGUGGGGCUGGGACGAGGCGGGCAAGCACCACAACAUCCGGCUCAGCAACGACGGGCUCUCCGCCAAGUGUCAUCUCUCCACCUACUGCCCCAAGAAGAAGAAGAAGAAGAAGAAGAAGAAGAAGAAGAAGAAGAAGAAGAAGAAGAAGAAGAAGAAGAAGAAACUCAACCGUUUCUCGUGGGUCAAUCGGGGCAUGCACUACUUUGAGGUGCGCAUCGACGAGGAGCCCGCCGCCACCUAUCAGGCCUUUGGUGUCGCCAAUGACGGUAUCGACACCUCGCGGUCCUACCUGAGCGGUUGGACCGCCAAGGACCGCGGCAUUGGAUGGUACAACGACGGCAACGUCUACGUUCGCGGCUUGCUCCUUACGGAGAAGAAGUUCCCGCGCUGGCGCAAGGGCGACAGUCUGGGCAUCCUCAUCAACCUGGCGGCCGACCACCAGGGGUCUGCCCCCACCAAGGGCUCCUCCUCCAGCCCCUCCUUCCUGUACUUCUACAAGAACGGCGUACCGAUCGCGACCCGGUCGCGAAUCGAGGUCCUGCGGGACGACCCGGACAUGCGCAUGUACCCGUACUGCUUCCUGGGCCAGGGCGAGGCGGUCACCUUCGUCUACCACGGCAAGAAGGGCCUCGAUGCGGCCCUCAAGAAGAGCCAAGCCCUCUCUUGCACCACCACCACCAACCCCCCGCCUCCUUAG
Messenger RNA from Acanthamoeba castellanii str. Neff, 951 nucleotides. Its product is annotated as Fbox domain containing protein. NCBI's taxonomy places the organism in Eukaryota, Discosea, Longamoebia, Acanthamoebidae. Gene Ontology annotation, molecular function: protein binding. The transcript is spliced from 7 exons. The coding region runs from base 1 to 951 and encodes 316 amino acids. The record is from RefSeq and is a predicted model, not a curated record.